AUGAGUCAGGCGAGGGGGCGGGCGGCGGGGGCUGCCGGAGGGCCGAAGUGGGUGGGGGCGGCGGCCUCGGGGCUGGGGGCGCGCCGCUGGCCGUGCCCGCCGCGGGUCGCCGGGCCGCCGGCCGCAGCCAUAGGGCGCACGGCGUCCGAGCGCUCCUGCCCUCGGUGGUCACCGGGCGCGGGGCGCCGGGCAGCGGACAGGGACUCGCAGCCGCACAAGACAAAAGACUCACGGAGGCUGAGAGGAGAAAAGUUUUCAGCAGUGCUCAGAUCCCCACUGAAGAGAUCCCCGCCGAACCUCACGAUCCAGUCGCAGGAAGAGGCGUCUGGGGGCGGCGCGAACUCCCCCGGCCCUGCCGCCCCCACUCUCGCCGCCAGCCUCCUCCUUGAGGAUGCAGACAAAAUCCAACCCCCGCCCCCGGACUCCCAGCCCCCAGGAGGCGUACCCCGGCCUCAAAGUUGCACUUGCAGUGCAGGGAUCAUCGCAGACAAAAACCUAUCGUUGGGAACAAAAUACCCGCUUUCUGGGGCUCUCCUCCCGGCUGGAAGCCCAGACGGUGGAAAAGGACACACCCACCAGCCGGGCGCGCCUCUCACUGGAACCCCAGGAUUCGGAGCCAGGGUCCCACCAGCCCCUGGACCAGUGGGGAAGCCCUGGCUGAUUCCGGGUUUUCCUGGAGCCGACGCUGGAGGACUCUCGCUCCACGCCCCUCGGACUCUCUCUUAUCUGACGCUGCCGGGGCUGGUCGGGGUCCCCCUGGCGGGCUGCGCCGGCGCUGCGCGAGCGGAACCAGACCCGGGAUCUACUAUCAACGCGGCGCUGGAGCGCCCACCCGAUCUAGCUCGGCAAAAAAGGUCCACGCGAAUAGCCCUAUCAUGGUCAUGGGCAGGGCGGACGAGGGCGAACCGGAUCUUUGAGAGCUUCGGUGAGCAGUGCUUAGGUUCAACUCUAAACGUCACAGCCAAGGAGGAGUAUGGGUUAAUCCUCGUUACCCUCAAACAUCCAGUAAGUGGGGACUGUCCCCUAUUCACAGAGAAGAAGGUUAUCUGACGUGUGUGUGUUGUGUGUGUGUGUGUGUGUGUGUGUGUGUGUGU
Molecule: messenger RNA, 1094 nt
Organism: Cervus elaphus (red deer)
Lineage: Eukaryota; Metazoa; Chordata; Mammalia; Artiodactyla; Cervidae
Product: translation initiation factor IF-2-like
Exons: 3
Coding region: 1-1050 (349 amino acids)
Source: RefSeq, a predicted model, not a curated record